AUGGGUGUCACCGACAGAAUCAUUCAAAUUGGAGGCCAGAUCUCUGGCAACCCGACCGCUGGCGGUCGCGACAAGAUCCUCCAGAAGAACCCUGACGAUAUCGUUGUCACCGCUGCCUGCCGAAGCGCAUUCACCAAGGGAGGCCGCGGCGGCUUCAAGGAUACCCCCGCUGCUGAUCUCAUGGCUGGUGUCCUCAAGGCCAUCCUCGACCGCUCAAAGAUCAACCCUGCUCUCGUCGAGGACCUAUGUGUUGGAACCGUUCUCGCCCCCGGUGGCGGCGCAACUGAGAUGCGUGCUGCCAGCUUGGUCGCCGGUUUCCCUGAAUCUAUCGCCGUCCGAACACUCAACAGACAGUGCUCUUCUGGUCUCCAGGCUACCGUCGAUGUCGCCAACCAGAUCAAGACUGGCAUGAUCGACAUUGGUAUUGGUGCUGGCGUCGAGAGCAUGUCCCUGAACUAUGGCCCUGGCGCUGUCUCUGAGUUCUCAGAAGCCUUUGAGAACCACCCAGAGGCUGCUAACUGCAAGGUGCCCAUGGGUGUCCUCUCUGAGCAGAUGGCCAAGGACCUCAACGUCACCCGAGCUGCACAGGACGCCUUCGCUGCCUCAUCAUACCAGAAGGCAGUCAAGGCCCAAAAGGCGGGACUCUUCGACGAGGAGAUUGCUCCUCUCAAGGUCAAGUUCGAGGACAAGGAGGGUAACACCAAGGAGAUUACCGUAUCCAAGGAUGAUGGUGUCCGCGAUGGCAUCACUGCUGAGUCGUUGGGCAAGAUCCGCCCUGCUUUUGCCAAGGACGGUUCUAUUCAUGCUGGUAACGCCAGUCAGAUUUCUGACGGUGCUGCCGCCGUCCUCCUCAUGAAGCGAUCUACUGCCGAGAAGCUUGGACAGAAAAUCCUCGGCAAGUACGUUUGCGCCUCGAUUGUCGGUGUCAAGCCCCUUCUUAUGGGUCAGGGCCCCUGGAAGGCUAUCCCCAAGGCUCUCGACCUUGCCGGCAUCUCCAAGGAUGAUGUCGAUAUCUGGGAGAUCAACGAGGCUUUUGCCAGUCAGUGCUUGUGGUGUGCCAACGAACUGGGUAUUCCUCAAGAGAAGAUCAACCCCAAGGGAGGUGCUAUUGCUUUUGGCCAUCCCCUAGGCUGCACUGGUGCCCGACAGGUCUCUACUCUUCUAUAUGAGUUGAAGCGAACAGGCCAAAAGGUUGGCGCAACAUCUAUGUGUGUAGGAACUGGUAUGGGUAUGGCCGCCAUCUGGGUUGCCGAGUAG
Molecule: messenger RNA, 1257 nt
Organism: Fusarium tjaetaba
Lineage: Eukaryota; Fungi; Ascomycota; Sordariomycetes; Hypocreales; Nectriaceae
Product: 3-ketoacyl thiolase peroxisomal
Exons: 3
Coding region: 1-1257 (418 amino acids)
Biological process (GO): phenylacetate catabolic process; fatty acid beta-oxidation
Cellular component (GO): peroxisome
Molecular function (GO): acetyl-CoA C-acyltransferase activity
Source: RefSeq, a predicted model, not a curated record